This is a messenger RNA of Acanthosepion pharaonis, 1065 nucleotides long. The record is from the annotation of a GenBank genome assembly. Lineage: Eukaryota; Metazoa; Mollusca; Cephalopoda; Sepiida; Sepiidae.
AUGAUUUUUAUAAGGAGGCUAACAGCUUCCCACAAUCCUCCUCCGACCAAGACCAUAAAUAUCAGUUGGUCAUUUGGUUCCAGUUUAGCUGGACACAAUUCCCCCGAGGCUGAAGCAACCCGUCCUAUUUUUCCUCUCCCCCGCGUUCUCCUUUUUCUCUCCCCCGCGUUCUCUUUUUUCUCUCCCCCGCGUUCUCCUUUUCUCCCCCCCGCGUUCUCCUUUUCUCUCCCCCCCGCGUUCUCCUUUUCUCUCCCCCCGCGUUCUCCUUUUCUAUCUCUCCCCCCGCGUUCUCCUUUUCUCUCUCUCUCCCCCGCGUUCUCCUUUUCUCUCUCUCUCCCCCGCGUUCUCCUUUUUCUCCCCCCGCGUUCUCCUUUUCUCUCCCCCCGCGUUCUCCUUUUCUCUCCCCCCGCGUUCUCCUUUUCUCCCCCCGCGUUCUCCUUUUCUCCCCCCGCGUUCUCCUUUUCUCCCCCCCGCGUUCUCCUUUUCUCCCCCCCGCGUUCUCCUUUCUCCCCCCCGCGUUUUCCUUUUCUCUCUCUCCCCCGUUUUCCUUUUCUCUCUCUCUCCCCUUUUCCUUUCUCUCUCUCCCCCCCCGUUUUCCUUUUCUCUCUCUCCCCCCGCGUUUUCUUUUUCUCUCUCUCCCCCCGUUUUUUCCUUUUUUCUCUCUCUCUCUCCCCCCGCGUUUCCUUUUCUCUCUCUCCCCCCGCGUUUUCCUUUUCUCUCUCCCCCCGCGUUUCCUUUUCUCUCUCCCCCCGCGUUUUCCUUUUCUCUCUCCCCCCCGCGUUUUCCUUUUCUCUCUCCCCCCCGUUCUCCUUUUUCCUCCCCCCGCGUUCUCUUUCUCUCCCCCCCCGCGUUCUCCUUUUCUCUCCCUCCCCCCCCGCGUUUUCCUUUUCUCUCCCCCCCGCGUUUUCCUUUUCUCUCUCCCCGCGUUUUCCUUUUCUCUCUCCCCCGCGUUUUCCUUUUCUCUCCCCCCGUGUUUUCCUUUUUCUCUCUCCCCCCCCUCGCAUUUCCUUUUAUUUUCCCCCCUCAACGUUUCUUUCUUCACGUUCCUUUUAUCUCUGUCACUGA